AGAAUCUUGGCUCGGGCAACUCCGCACGAAACGCGAAGCUAAGAACACUUUGGGCAGGCGCCAUGAAUUCCAUGAUCAUGGCUAUCAUGAUGGCAUGUGCUACACUUUUGAAAGCAGACCCCACCACCUGCGAGACUGCCUUCUUCGGCCUGGUCGGCGAGGACUCUUGUGGAGAUGAGAAUGGUCCGGACGCGACCAAAGCAUGCAGUGCCGUCUGCAAGCCCCUUGCGUGCGCAGUGGUCAGCUCCUGCGCCCCUGGAUCCACCAUCGCAUUUUCAGAUGAGACGGGGCCUGUGACCAUCGCGGCCAAUGAUGUGCAGAGCUUCGUGCAGGAGCUUGAGGCUGAGCAUGCCAGCUGCCCAUGUGCUGCAAGCAAGGCCAAGCCAUCGAACAUGAGCAAGGCGCUUCGCCAUUCGCGAGUGCAGAAGCAGGCCAGCACAUCUCUGAGGAGUGGACAGGCUAAGGGACCAGAGGUAAGCGCCACAGCAUGCGAGACUGCCUUCUUCGGUCUGGUGGGCGAGGACUCUUGUGGAGAUGAGAAUGGUCCGGACGCGACCAAAGCAUGCAGUGCCGCCUGCAAGCCCCUUGCGUGCGCAGUGGUCAGCUCCUGCGCCCCUGGAUCCACCAUCGCAUUUUCAGAUGAGACGGGGCCUGUGACCAUCGCGGCCAAUGAUGUGCAGAGCUUCGUGCAGGAGCUUGAGGCUGAGCACGCCAGCUGCCCAUGUGCUGCAAGCAAGGCCAAGCCAUCGAACAUGAGCAAGGCGCUUCGCCAUUCGCGAGUGCAGAAGCAGGCCAGCACAUCUCUGAGGAGUGGACAGGCUAAGGGACCAGAGGUAAGCGCCACAGCAUGCGAGACUGCCUUCUUCGGUCUGGUCGGCGAGGACUCUUGUGGAGAUGAGAAUGGUCCGGACGCGACCAAAGCAUGCAGUGCCGCCUGCAAGCCCCUUGCGUGCGCAGUGGUCAGCUCCUGCGCCCCUGGAUCCACCAUCGCAUUUUCAGAUGAGACGGGGCCUGUGACCAUCGCGGCCAAUGAUGUGCAGAGCUUCGUGCAGGAGCUUGAGGCUGAGCAUGCCAGCUGCCCAUGUGCUGCAAGCAAGGCCAAGCCAUCGAACAUGAGCAAGGCGCUUCGCCAUUCGCGAGUGCAGAAGCAGGCCAGCACAUCUCUGAGGAGUGGACAGGCUCAGGGACCAGAGGUAAGCGCCACAGCAUGCGAGACUGCCUUCUUCGGUCUGGUGGGCGAGGACUCUUGUGGAGAUGAGAAUGGUCCGGACGCGACCAAAGCAUGCAGUGCCGCCUGCAAGCCCCUUGCGUGCGCAGUGGUCAGCUCCUGCGCCCCUGGAUCCACCAUCGCAUUUUCAGAUGAGACGGGGCCUGUGACCAUCGCGGCCAAUGAUGUGCAGAGCUUCGUGCAGGAGCUUGAGGCUGAGCAUGCCAGCUGCCCAUGUGCUGCAAGCAAGGCCAAGCCAUCGAACAUGAGCAAGGCGCUUCGCCAUUCGCGAGUGCAGAAGCAGGCCAGCACAUCUCUGAGGAGUGGACAGGCUCAGGGACCAGAGGUAAGCGCCACAGCAUGCGAGACUGCCUUCUUCGGUCUGGUGGGCGAGGACUCUUGUGGAGAUGAGAAUGGUCCGGACGCGACCAAAGCAUGCAGUGCCGCCUGCAAGCCCCUUGCCUGCGCAGUGGUCAGCUCCUGCGCCCCUGGAUCCACCAUCGCAUUUUCAGAUGAGACGGGGCCUGUGACCAUCGCGGUCAAUGAUGUGCAGAGCUUCGUGCAGAAGCUUGAGGCUGAGCACGCCAGCUGCCCAUGUGCUGCAAGCAAGGCCAAGCCAUCGAACAUGAGCAAGGCGCUUCGCCAUUCGCGAGUGCAGAAGAAGGCCAGCACAUCUCUGAGGAGUGGACAGGCUAAGGGGCCAGAGGUAAGCGCCACAGCAUGCGAGACUGCCUUCUUCGGUCUGGUGGGCGAGGACUCUUGUGGAGAUGAGAAUGGUCCGGACGCGACCAAAGCAUGCAGUGCCGCCUGCAAGCCCCUUGCGUGCGCAGUGGUCAGCUCCUGCGCCCCUGGAUCCACCAUCGCAUUUUCAGAUGAGACGGGGCCUGUGACCAUCGCGGCCAAUGAUGUGCAGAGCUUCGUGCAGGAGCUUGAGGCUGAGCAUGCCAGCUGCCCAUGUGCUGCAAGCAAGGCCAAGCCAUCGAACAUGAGCAAGGCGCUUCGCCAUUCGCGAGUGCAGAAGCAGGCCAGCACAUCUCUGAGGAGUGGACAGGCUAAGGGACCAGAGGUAAGCGCCACAGCAUGCGAGACUGCCUUCUUCGGUCUGGUGGGCGAGGACUCUUGUGGAGAUGAGAAUGGUCCGGACUCAACCAAAGCAUGCAGCGCCGCCUGCAAGCCCCUUGCAUGUGCAGUGGUCAGCUCCUGCGCCCCUGGAUCCACCAUCGCAUUUUCAGAUGAGACGGGGCCUGUGACCAUCGCGGCCAAUGAUGUGCAGAGCUUCGUGCAGGAGCUUGAGGCUGAGCAUGCCAGCUGCGCCUGCUAGCCAUUUGAGCAGGAAUUGCAGAAUUUCCUUUUUGAACAUUCGCGAGGCCGCUGCGCCCGUUGGUGUUGAGAAUUCACAAUCUUUUGUCUUUUGCUCCGCCCUUUUUGCGAGAGUGCGGGGUAAUCCUGUCUUGAUGUGUACAGGCCUGAUGUGUAAAGUGCCCCCAGAGGUGGAUGCGUGGCAGGACAAGUUG
This is a messenger RNA of Effrenium voratum, 2721 nucleotides long. The record is from the annotation of a GenBank genome assembly. Lineage: Eukaryota; Dinophyceae; Suessiales; Symbiodiniaceae.